GUUCCUUCGAUGCAGUGGCAGAGUUCCGCAGCUCUCGGGUGAAGAAUGGCUUCGACCCGGCCAGGCUUGACGGCCUUUGGUAUGAGCAGCUCUACGCCGACUUCGCGCAGCACGGUGCUUCCUGCCAGGAGUUGGAAUUCCGUCAUGAUGUUGACCGCUUGGAGUCCAAUUUCAGCGUCCUCUACCACGGCGGCCCCUUCACGAUCAAGGAGCACUAUGAAAGCAAAGGCGUGACUGGCAUAUACAGAAAGUAUGUCACGAUUCCGGGAGGUUUUCCAGGCGGCUCUCUCAUCGGCAUGCCCACCGCUGUCGUGGACAUCAUCCCCGAUGCUUCAGGGACCAAGUACGAUGCAAUGAUCUUAUACUCUUGUGUCUUGUCUAUGAAGGUACGUCCGUGA
Messenger RNA from Symbiodinium necroappetens, 398 nucleotides. Lineage: Eukaryota; Dinophyceae; Suessiales; Symbiodiniaceae. The record is from the annotation of a GenBank genome assembly.